AUGCCCAACAACACAUCUACUAUGAGCAACUUCCAAACAAACAUUCAUGAGGGUGAAUAUGUACCCACCUCACGAAGUAAACUACCGCUAAGCCAUGAAACUUCGGUCCUGCAAUCCAAAAUACACAGCCCAAGAGCAUCAACUCCAAUCAGAUUGAAUAGUCCACACAUGUCUAUGGCAGAAUUGGCUAUUGUGAAUAAUAACAUAAUAUCAUCACAAAGCCUACAUGAGCAGAGGUCUACAAAUACUAGUAACGAUGUACAUGACGAAGCUUCUGCAUAUCGUCAGCAUUUGAAAAAUAGUAUCAACAAUAACGCCGCAGCAGCGCCAACAUCUCCGACGCCACAGUUUUCCAACUUUGAGAACGGCCGAGAUAUUGUGAUAAAUUCUCCUCCAUUACCGCCAUCAACUCCAAAUUCCGUUGAUGUAGAUGGAAUGCCAGUUUCUGUACCGGCAACCCUACCGAAACUUGUACACAAAUGGACCCACACACAUUCAAUUCUCUGCUGCAUUUCUUCGCCAGCUAACAACUUGCUAUUUUGUGGGACUCAGGAUGGGAAAGUAUUGAUAUUUGACGUGUUGACGUACAGUUUGAAACACGAAAUAGAUCGAAGUGAUAAUCCACAUCAAAACAGUUCGAUCUUGAGCAUUUGUGUAAAUAAGAAGGAGGAUACUUUAUUCGUGGCAGGCUCGGAUUCUUUGGUCAAGGUGUAUGACUUCAAGACUGGAUUUCAGUGCACGCAUGUCAUUUACUCAUUGGUUGAUAUCGGCGAUAUAUUCUCCCUUGCAUGGUGCGACAGAUUACAAACGUUGGUUAUAGGGGCUCAAAAUGCCAGUAUUCUAUGGUGCAGGUUGUUUGUGGCAAAUGAGAACUCGAGAAGAGCCAACUUGGAAAAUUUGCCCCAUUUUAGAUACGACAAGUUUUUUGACUCAAAGGGGCCAGGUGGUUCUCAAAAUACAUUGCAAACAAGACACGAACUAAUGAGAAGAAACUCAAGGCACUCGACUCCUGUGGAUGAAAGCAAACCCGUGGUGAGUUUCAUUGAAUGUAAACCGGAGGAUAUUGUGAGAUUUGCCCAUAACGGAUACGUCUAUUGUCUUGAUAUUGUUGACACGGCAAUUGGCCAUUUUGGAGAAGGAAAAUUCAUCGUUUCAGGUGGUGGUGAUGGAGUAGUCAACAUAUGGGCAAUCAGACUGAAAAAAUUGCACAAGUUGGCAUCAUUGCAAAAUGACGAGUCUGUGCUAUCAAUGACAAUACAGGGAUCAUUACUUUAUGUUGGAUUGGGGGACUCUUGUAUCAAUGUAUGGGAUUUGUUGACAUUGCAAAUGAUUAGAUCGUUUGUAUUCAACAAGGAAGGGAUGAAUGAAGUUUUAAGCUUGGGUGUUUAUAGAGAUACAUUGUACAAAGCUUGUUCAGGUACAGGAUUGGUGAAACUUACCAUGAAGCACAAGAAUGUUGCUGACAGUGUCGUUAUGAGUUCCGAUCAAGAGGAUGGCAUUAUAAACACGGUCUCCACGUUCAAGUUAAACAAUGAAGCAUAUUUGUUAGCAGGCGGGAACAAGUCUUUGACAUUGUGGAACGUCUCCGAGGAUGAAGAUGGCACCGACGAUUUCAUGCAGAGUUCAGGCUCAACAUUGGCCACUUUGCCUAGUUUACAAAAGAGUAUUCGAUUGAGCGAUAAUGACUUGUUGUCAAUGUUGAAAAGAUUCAUUUCUUACAAAACAAUCUCAAAGAACCCGCAACUUUACCUUGAAGAUAGUCGUCAUUGUGCAAAAUUUCUAUCACAUUUGCUAACAAAAUUUGGGUCCUACCAAACAAAUUUGUUGCCGGUGGAAAAUGGUAAUCCGAUUGUAUUUGCCGAGUUUAAGCGAAACUGUUCAACACCUGUGACCAAGCAUGAACGUGUUUUGUACUAUGGUCAUUAUGAUGUAGUUGACGCGACGAACCAUGAAGCUAGAGAUUGGAGUACGAAUCCGUUUGAAUUGACGGCAAAAGAAGGAAACUUGUACGCGCGAGGAGUUAGUGACAACAAGGGGCCAAUACUUGCUGCUAUUUACGCCGUUGCUGACCUUUAUCACAAGCAAGAGUUGAGCUGUGACGUGGUGUUUAUUAUUGAAGGGGAAGAGGAAUGUGGCUCCACAGGCUUUCAAACUGUGAUUCAACAACACAAGAGCUUAAUUGGUGACAUUGAUUGGAUUUUGUUGAGCAACUCCUAUUGGUUGGACGACAUUACACCUUGCUUGAAUUAUGGACUUCGUGGACUCAUCAAUGCCAAUGUCAUCAUCAAGUCAGACAAACCUGAUCGUCACUCGGGGGUUGAUGGGGGUGUUAGCAGAGAACCAGUUAUGGAUAUGAUGCAAAUUUUGACCACUUUGAUUGACCCCUUAACGCAAAAGAUUCAAAUUGAAGGUUUUUACGAUGACUUGUUACCACUUUCACAACUGGAGAAGGCUUUGUAUGACGACAUCAAGAACAAAUUUCAACAAAAUGUCGACAUAGAUGUGUUGCAAGCCAAAUGGCGUCAACCAUCAUUAACUGUUCACAAGAUUCAAGUUUCUGGUCCAAAUAACAAUACAGUCAUUCCACAACUAGUCAAUGCUACAAUAUCGAUGCGUAUAGUUGCAAAUCAGGAUUUAACCACAAUCAAACAAAAGUUGGUUGAUCAUUUGACUACAGCAUUUAACAAUUUGAAAUCAGAUAACCAUUUGAAAAUCAAUAUUUUUCAUGAAGCGGAGCCCUGGUUGGGAGACCCAUCAAACAAAUUGUAUCUGAUACUAUACAAAAACUUGCAAUCGCAUUGGCGACAAGAUCCGAUCUUCAUUCGAGAAGGCGGAUCUAUUCCAUCUAUCCGGUUUCUUGAAAAAUGCUUCAAUGCACCCGCGGCACAAGUUCCGUGUGGACAAGCUAGUGAUAAUGCCCAUUUGAAAGAUGAGAAGUUGUGUAUUGUAAAUUUGUUCAAAUUGAGACUGAUUUUGAGCGAUACUUUGAAAGAGUUGGGUAAUUUGGAUUAA
This is a messenger RNA of Lodderomyces theae, 3012 nucleotides long. Its product is annotated as glutamine amidotransferase subunit. Gene Ontology annotation, biological process: proteolysis; glutathione catabolic process. The transcript has a single exon. Lineage: Eukaryota; Fungi; Ascomycota; Pichiomycetes; Serinales; Debaryomycetaceae. Gene Ontology annotation, molecular function: peptidase activity; protein binding. The record is from RefSeq and is a predicted model, not a curated record. Bases 1 to 3012 code for a protein of 1003 amino acids.